This is a messenger RNA of Bombyx mandarina (wild silkworm), 7281 nucleotides long. RefSeq lists its product as uncharacterized. NCBI's taxonomy places the organism in Eukaryota, Metazoa, Arthropoda, Insecta, Lepidoptera, Bombycidae. The record is from RefSeq and is a predicted model, not a curated record.
GCGCCGCUGACACGACCAACGCGCCUCCAUACACUCCCCCGAACUUAACGAACGACGCCUGUGACUAAGGCGACUCUGAUUUAUUCCUCGAAGAUAAUGCCCGGCUGGUUUUGACACGAUGUGGGUUUGGUUGUUUCUGGUCGUCGCGGCGUUGUCGAGGUCGGACGGCGCUGGUGCUGGGGCUGCCAGACUGGUUUGUUAUACGGAGAGCGCGCGCCCUCAAGGAUUCGCGGAGUGCACGCAUCUGGUGUACGCAGGGGACGCGAGGGGAGAUAAACUCGACACCCUGCUGAAGGAGUACAGGAAAUCGAAUCCGCGUUUGAAGAUCGUCGUCCGAGUUGCUGAUGACGAUAAGGAUCUUCGCGCCAUCCUAAAAUUGAAGAACGUCCAAGGUCUAGAGAUCCACAAUGCCCACAGAUCUCUCAACCGCACUAAAGUGUUGGAAAGUGUUGAGGAAGCCCGUUCAGCCAUCACUAGUUCGGGAGGCGGACCCCUAUUCUUGGCCCUGCCCGCUCAUCCGGAACUACUGGCCAAGUAUUACGACCUGAGGAGUUUGGUGAAGAAGGUGGACUUGCUAAUGGUUCAGACCCACGCUUUGGGGCUCGUGAAGAAGAUGACAUACCAUCCCAGUCGUUUAAGCGGAUUAUGGGAUAUGAUGAAUACAGAUUCAGUGGUAGACCUCGUUGUUGGGCUUGGAGUACCGGCCUCCAAGAUCGUGAUCAGUCUUCCAGCGACCGUGCGUCAGUUUACCCUCGUAAAUGAGACUCUCAGCACUCCGGGCAGUCCCGCUGAGGAAGAUGAACCAAAGGAAGUAGACCAGGCUGAGCUCUGCAGGCAGCUUCAGAAGGGACGCUGGACUUUGGAAAGAGAUCAAGAUUUGUCGGCGCCUUAUGCUUUCAAAAACAAAAUCUGGAUGUCGUUUGAAGACGCAUCGUCGGUCGACGUUAAAGGGAAGUACGCCCGCGUCCGAGGACUCGCGGGACUGGCCCUACACCGCGCUGAUCGAGAUCCUGAGACGCCUUGCGGGCCAACACUGAAGGCUUCCUUGUCCAAAGUGUUGAAUCAGCAAAGCCGAGCGCCACGUGCCGUCGUGUUGAGAUCCCUGGAGAACGAGAUACUGUCGGCUCCCGGUCACCGCGCCAUCGACGCCCUACAAGUUUCGCCCUAUCGCAUCACGCAGGUGGUGGACUCCGAUGGAGUGAUUCACUCCAUUCGUGAGGACACCCGCACUGAGUUCUCAUGUUCCCGCCAAGGAUACUUCGUGCAUCCUCGUUCUUGCGCUCGCUUCUACAGAUGUGUCAAGUUUGAUCAGCUAUCACCGGAAUAUACAGUUUUCGAGUUUGACUGUCCAGCUGGUCUCGCCUUCGACUCCAGAUACGAAGUGUGCGUGUGGCCGGGAAGCUUACCGCACUCCCAGGCCUGUCCCGGGUCCUCGGAGAUCGCACCUGUACCUCAGACAAGAUUUGUUUGCCCCGAACAUGAAGGCUAUUACGCUGAUCCUGAGAACUGUCGUUGGUUCUUCGCGUGUCUGGAUCACGGGAAAGCUCCGUUGACCGCGUACGAGUUCCGUUGUCCGUUCGGUCUCGGGUUCGACGCCGAAAAACAGAAGUGUGACUGGCCGUGGUUGGUGCCGGCCUGCGGUAACAUCGCUAGAUACGAAGCGGAAGCAUACGGUUUUUCUGCGGCUAUUCUCACAGGAGCUGCGGGCUUCCAAGGGCAAACAGCGGACGCCGUUAACAUCGCUGCUCAUCAGAGCCUCAUCUCUGGAGCGUCUCUUAACAAUCUAGUUGGCAUCCAAGAUGGCUUCCUCACCAAGGCUGACGCUUUGGACUCUAACUUCAUCGCUUCUCAGGAAUAUGCUGCCGGAAAAGCCGCUUCAGACUCUUCAUACCAAACGGGAGAUAGCGCAACUCAAAAUAAGAAUGGAUUGUUAUAUGCAACCGGUGAUGCGUCCAUAGGUAACUCGGUGAAUGUAGGUCUAGUCAACCCGUCUACAUACACCGAUGAAGGCAAAUAUACUAGCGGCUCCCUCAUAUUGGACGAUUACAGACUUCCAACUAAAGCCAAAUCUGUGAAUCGUGUCCAAAGUUUUGGUGCCAAAUACCAAAAAGGCGCGACAGCAUUUAAUGCGGCACAAACAGGAUUUACUAACCAGGAAGGUUAUUCAACUUCAUUUACUGCUGGAAAAAGUAGUACAUACCAGGGCGGUGCUUAUGAAUCGGGUGCUUAUGUUCAUGACCCUUCUGGAGACUACGCUGAGCCUUACAGGCACGUAGGUUCACCCGUCGCUCCUUACGUUCAUGAUGACUCUGCACACCUCGAUGUAGGACAGUACUCAACCUCCAGUGUGGAUGGUAAAAACAGUCAAAGUGGUUACAAAGGAACUUAUGAAGAAACUAUCAACACUAGGACUUCUAAUGAAGCCGAUUUAAGUGGGCAAUACGUGCAUGAUAAUUCUGGAGAUUAUGUUCAAUCCAGCAGCAAAUAUAAUUCAGGAGGGUCUGCGAAUGCCGGAUAUGAGGCCGGUUUUUACGGCACUGGAACUGGCUAUAAUGUGGACUACUCGAAAAUUGGCGGAAAAUACAAAGUAGACCAUUCAGGUUCAUAUAAUGCUGACUAUUCUGGAUUGUACGAUAAUGAGAAUUCCGGUAAAUAUGUUGCGGGGAUUUACAGAGCCGAUGGUCAAGUUGGAGAUAGUCCAGGAGCCAAGGCUAGUUCUGUUUACCAUGGAAGCUACAGUCAGGCUAAUGCUGGAAAUUACUUGAGUGACUCCAGAGCCAGGACUGGGGCGUCCCACACUUUAACCGCAGGGGCUGUGAACGUCGGGCUAGUUGGCAAGACAACAUUAGUUGAUGCUAUUUACAACGAUCAGAGUAACUAUCAAGGAAUUAACGCCCAAAAUUCAUUUGCUCAUCAAACCUUACACCCCAAUCAUAUUUUACAAGUAUCCCAACCUGCUGUUUCAAUUAAUCACGUAGGUACUGAUGGCAAUAAUUUGGAUGGAUACAGCUUUGUGACAAACCCGACUUCUUCGGGAGUUCCAACAACGACCACGCCAAUUGAGGUGACUACGUCUUUACCGAUUGUGUCUACAUACAAAACGACAUUCAUAGCCGAACCACCUAGAACCAGUAUUAAGCAGAUAUUUGGUUAUUCUCAACCGGCUGUUACAUACGUCCAGCCCACAGUUAUUCCUUUGAAACAAGUUGCUUUUGGCUUCCAAAUCAAUGAGCAUAAUCAAGGAUUUACCUAUCAGAACGUUAACGCUCAACAAGCAUCCGGAACUAGGAACAGCGGUUCCAUUAAAUCAUCUUCAGGUUACGAUUACUCGAAGCCAAGUAUCAAAUUCGAAGACGGCUUAAGUUUUACAACUGCGUCGCCUGAAGUCGUUUCGGUAUCUCAAUCUGAGCGAUUUGGAAAUAGUCAGCAAACAGUUCAUAAUAUAGAAUCUGUUGGAUUCGAGUAUUCUACGGCACGACCAGUAAACGAAGAACCAUUUAAAAAGUUGAUAGCGUACACAACAGGCGCUCCUGUCGCUGCAUUCCCUUCCACAACUUUUAGGCCUCAAUCGUUCAGCCAUAAAACUCUUCAUAAAGUUGAAACCGACAAGUUCGUUCCUUCGGUAGAAACCAACAUAAGGUAUCAACAACCACAAAUAGUACAAUACUCUACAGUGCAACCGACGAUAGCAGUGCAGCCUGUGGUCUCAACUUAUCAGCCUCAAGUGUACAGUCACCAAACAUUACACAAAGUAGAUACAGAUCACCUUAAUGUUUAUUCACAGAAAUCUUCCUCUAAUACUUACUCUGAUAACACCAAUACUUUUAAUUAUGAGCAACCUUCUGUUCAUUUUGGAGAUGUACAAUAUUCUACGCCAGCACCUGUUGUUUCCACAUAUAGACCACAAAGUCAUAGCCAACAAAUAAUUCAUAGAGUGGAGGGCUACUCUGUACCAGUUUCGUCCACUCCACAGCCCGUAGCACAAAUUACAUACAAAGCUCCCGUGACCGUGUUUGAAAACCCUAUUCUCAAAUAUACCAAUAAACCUAGUACAUCAUUCAGUCAUCAAACUAUCCAUAAACUGGAAAGCAAUCAAGCGUACACCCCAUCAAUCAACACUGGGUCAGUUGAUUACGAAACCGUUGUUUAUGACGCCCCAAAAAUCGUUUACACAACACCGCAGCCAACGGUGGCGGUGGCUCCAGUGGUAUCUACAUACCAGCCACAAGUUUCAAGUCAACAAACUCUGCACCAAGUCGAUCAUAGUCAGAUACACACAUACUCGGAAAACUCAGAAUCAGGUUACAAUUAUGAUAAACCAGCCAUUGCAUUCGAAGAUGCCAAACCAAUUGUUACGUAUUCUACCCCAGCACCAGCUGUGUCCACUUAUAGGCCGCAAACAUACAGACAUCAGUUAAUUCAGAAAGUCGAACCACAAGAAAUUGUAGAAGUCUCUUCAACGCCAGCCCCAACGAUAAAGUAUACCAUCAAACAAUCAGAUGUGACGACCUAUGAGAAUCCGUUCCUGAAAUAUACACCAAAAGCCACCCCUGUUACUUUUGUAAGGCCCACUCCAACUGUUUUUGCGCAAACUUAUACACCGAUCGUCGAACAACAUCAAGUGAACCAUGUUCUUAGUCAGCCAGUACAAUAUGAAACGCAAAAUUCUUUUGUUCAACAAAACUCACGAAUUAACUCGGAAGAUUUCUCAUCCGGUCAACCUGAAAUCCAACGCAACAUCGAAACGUCUAACAAAGCGCAAUUAUAUUCCGAUGCCAGCUUAGUAUCACAACAGUCGUUCCAUUUGUCGAACACAAAUAACGAAUACCAAUCUGAUAAGGAUGUAGUUUUCGUUUCAACCACGCCCUCAACUUUAGUAUAUGAAAAUCAUUAUGCUGCUUACGACACACCAAAGAAAGUCGAAACUUAUAGACCCCGUGAAUACAUUCCUCCAAAUACUGAAUACCAGCAGCAUUCUAUCUCAACAAUUUUAAAUCCGAUUACAAAACAAAACACAGUUUACCAAGAGGCACGAGACGAAUACGACUAUAAACCCGCGGAGUACGCUGAACAAUAUGAUAUCCAGAAAACUGUCUCAUCAAUUGCUCAAGCACAGAAAAAUGUUGAAUCCAUACAUUUCUCGGCGUUCCCUGGUACUAAAGUCACGACUAAUUACAAGCAAGCAACUUAUGACAGCCCCGAAAUUCAAGUAGAAUACAAAGCUGAAGAGUACUUGCCUCCAGUAGUAUCGACCGUCGCUCCGGUGAUAACAACAACUUAUAAGCCUCGUACGUACUCCACUAUAUCGACAACUAGAGAUUAUUUGACACCUAUUGUAGAUAAUUCAUACCUUCCACCGUCCAGCACUGAGAGAAGUUAUGUGAAAUCGACUACUCCAGAAUACAAUUACGCUCAAUCCACAACAACCUACAAUGCAGCGGAAUACUUGCCCCCUAUUGAAACAAAACAGGCAGAAAUUGUUAAUUUCGAAAGCUACGGAUUCAACAAAGUCGAUGCUACAGGAACAAACUACAAUACAUAUCAGGAUUAUUCCGUACCUAAAGGACCUGCAGUAAAAACACAAAACGCAUCGCCAAUACAAAGAAAACAGAACAUUGUUGUAGAAACAGCUAAAUCUAAUUUGCUUGGUUUCGGAACUGUAGGACCCGAUGCCGGAUUAAUUUCUCAAGUAACUUACACAACCGCAGCACCUAUUGCAGUUUCCUCUACUGUGAGACCGAUUGUGAGAACUCAGAGACCUUACAAACGCAUUCAGUCAACAACUGAAUAUCAGGCACCAGAAUAUCUGCCCCCUUCGGAAGUUGAAAGCUCUGAGUUGAACUUCAAAAAUUUUGAAUACAACGGCGCUGAAUCUGCUUCAGAAACGAUCAAUAACAACCAGUAUAAUGAGGAUUCAUUAGUAAUUUCAACAGCGACGCCCAAGAGAAAACAAAACAUUGUUGUCGAAACGGCAAAAUCUCACUUGCUAGGAUUUGGUACUGUUGGUCCUGAUGCUGGGCUUGUUUCACCAGUCGCAUACACUACAGCGGCUCCAACAAUUGUAUCUAGUAGUGAUGCUUACACAGUGACGCCCAAAGCGGUUACAACGGCGUAUGCUCCCAUCGAACAAGGCUUAUUUGAAGUUACUCCGUCCCCUGUGCCAGUUCGUCGAACUAAGCCGAAGGUGGCUGUUGUUACCAAAAUCAACGACUUCAACCCCCUUUUGGUUCGCAAGCUUGGAGCUGUAUGCAGUUGUCAAUCGCCCGUUUUAAUUCUGAAAGGCAAGAGGCCGAAUUCCGUAGAACAAAACUACGAUAAUUACGACAAUUCUCAUCGUGGUGAUAUCGGUGAUAGUCAAUGGCAAAAAUCCUCUAGGAUACAAGCUUCAAUAGCAACUGCAACCCCGAUCGUUACGUCUACUUUUAAUCCCAUUAUCGUGCCAGACGAUUCGUUCUAUCAAGAUUAUCAAGGGUAUGAGAAUCAGGAAGUGAACGUGACGCCUAAGCAAGAAGUUUAUACAGAGAGAUUCGUAUCGAGCACUCCGAUUGCUUCAACGACAGAGAAAUAUAGAACAAGGUCCAGAGUGAAAGCUGUGACUGUCGCUCCGACAUACAAAACUGUGUUAUUAAACCAAGAAGUAGCACCGUCAGCUUCGUAUACAGAAUCAGAAGCUGCUUCUGGAAUCGAUUCUCAAGCUUUCGAUCGUUACGGCCCUGGUGGUUGGCGAAGCCGAGACGAAACGUUACAAGGAUCCGUCGAUUGUCAAAGAGCUGGACUUUUCCGUCAUCCUAAGCAAUGUAACAAAUUCUACGCUUGCAGAUGGGACUGCACUAAGCAACGGUUCACUCUACACGUUUUCAAUUGCCCGAUCCAGCUCAGUUUUGACCCAAGUAUUGGAGCUUGUAACUGGCCCAGCCAAGGCCCGGCAUGUCAAGGCGAUACGCUUCUAACAAACGCUUUGUGAACCUAAAACCGUCGUGUAUGACUCGUUGUGCCAUCGUGAUGUGAUAAUGUGAUCACAUAUUGAAUUUCUCAAGAACAUGUUCUCUCUCUUUCGUUUUUAAGAUGCUUAUUUUAUUUAUUUGACUUUGUUAAUGUUGUUUCAUUUUUAUUUAUUACAUUUUCAUAUAUUUUUCAGCUAUCGCCUUGCCAUAUUUAUUGUAUUCAUUGGUUUUGAAUUAGUUACUAUUUAAAAUUAUCUAGUUAAUAUCGUAAUUUCAUUACGUUGUAUAUUAUGAAGUCAUAUUUUUUUACCUUAAAAAUUAAUAUAGAAAUAAUAAU